AUGCCAAAAGAGGAAGUCUACGAUCUCCACCCUUAUGGGUGGGAGGACGACGUGGAGGUGGAAAGAUUCAGAGUUUCCACCCUAGAUUACUUGACUUGUCAGACAUACAACCACUACGCCGUAUUCUUCCGCUUAGAUGAUGCCGCGAAGCCAAGAGUUGUCGAAGUUCUCAAAGCAGGUCUUGAGAGGACGCUUGCUCAGGUCCGCCAGCUGAACGGAAAAAUUGAGAAAGACCCGUGGGGCGAUUAUUCCUUUACCAAGAGAAGAGAAUCGACCGUCCGCUUCGUCGUCCAAUGGCUCGACGCCCCAGAGGAUGCCGACAAGUAUCCAUCUUUUGACGAUAUCGAGAAGGCCAACUUCAGCGCCGUAGCUCUUGGAGACCUCAGGCUAUGGGCUGUGUCACCGAUGACCUAUGGCGAGCGGCCCGAGGCUACUCCGGAGCAGAGUCCUGUCACUGCUGGCUUCAAGGCGAACUUCGUCCGGGGCGGGCUCGUCUUCAGCACACACCACCAUCACUACUCCCAAGACGUUAUGGCUUGGGCUGGAUUCAUCCACCAGCUUGCUGAGAACUGUUACGCGUUUAGCAAUGGUACGGCCUAUCCUUCGUGGGAUCCGGCCUGCAAUGAUGUCUCCCGCUUUCUCAAGCCCGAGCCUCCGGAGAAUGAGAAGGUAGAUGGGCCGCCGCCACCCGAUAGGCAUCCUGACCACAAAGUCGGUAUCUGCCUCCUCUUCCACCUGCCCAAGAGUAAAGCCGCUCAGCUGAAAGAGCUCGCAAAACCCGAAGAUGGGACAUGGAUCUCGACGUACGACGCCUUUUCCGCCUUCAUGUGGCGACACCUAACACGCCUUCGAGCUCCAGUGUUCAGGACUGCUCCAGACGCAAAGCUCUUCUGGUGCGAGACCAUCGAUAUGCGUCGACGUCUGCACAGCCCAAAGGUACCCGCACGCACUCAACAGAACGUCAUGUACGUAGCCAUGUCUACCACCGCACCUGUCGAGCAACCCGCGGUGUCAGACCUCAUCUUAGAUUGGCCGUUCUGGCGGGUAGCACGCUACGUCCGUCAGUUGACGGACAGCGUGACCCAAGAAAGUCUCGAUGAAACGCUCAAGAUGGUGGCGACGAUCCGCGUGAAGUCAAGUCUCAACUCGAGAAUCGACUCGCACCCGCCUAUGUCGACUAUUGUGGUCGAUCACCGUGACGCCAACAUCCCGUCUGCCGACUUUGGCUUCGGGAAGCCUGCGACUUAUCGAUACUUGAUGGGUCGUAUUUCCGAGGGCGGCAUCCUUGUCUAUCCGCCGCGAGACCCUUCACCUGAGUCUGAUGAGGGUCCAGAAAUUGCCAUCAUGUAUGAGAAGGAACUGGCUCAGACACUGAUCGAGGAUCCGGAGUGGAAUAAGUUCUUUGAGUAUAGGGGCGUUGAUGCUGAACACACAGAAGCAUAG
Messenger RNA from Colletotrichum godetiae, 1443 nucleotides. Its product is annotated as transferase family-domain-containing protein. The transcript has a single exon. The record is from RefSeq and is a predicted model, not a curated record. Bases 1 to 1443 code for a protein of 480 amino acids. NCBI's taxonomy places the organism in Eukaryota, Fungi, Ascomycota, Sordariomycetes, Glomerellales, Glomerellaceae.